Molecule: messenger RNA, 1601 nt
Organism: Mesocricetus auratus (golden hamster)
Lineage: Eukaryota; Metazoa; Chordata; Mammalia; Rodentia; Cricetidae
Product: speckle-type POZ protein-like
Exons: 1
Coding region: 1-1074 (357 amino acids)
Biological process (GO): proteasome-mediated ubiquitin-dependent protein catabolic process; regulation of proteolysis
Cellular component (GO): nucleus; cytoplasm
Molecular function (GO): ubiquitin protein ligase binding
Source: RefSeq, a predicted model, not a curated record
AUGUCACAGGAAUUGGCAGUGGAGAGCUGGGGCUACACACAGAUCAGCAUCCAGAAAUACUCCUACAAGUGGACCAUCAGCAAUUUCCGUUUUUACUUGGAGCGAAUGCAUGGGGCAAACAUUAAAAGUCCCACUUUCUCAUCAGGUCCAAAUGACUCACUUGAAUGGUGUAUGAAAAUACACCUGAACGGGGUCGAUGAAGAAAGCAAAGGUUACUUGUCAGUUUCCUUAGGGCUGCUCAGCUGCCCAAAGAACCCAGUAUGGGCAAAGUUCCAGCUAUGGAUCAUCAAUGCAGAAGGAGAGAAAUCCCAAACAAUAAAGAGCCCAACAUUCUUCAGGUUUCUGCAAAACCACCACUGGGCAUACAAAAAGUUUAUCCCUCGAGAUUUCCUCUUGACCCUGGAGCCUUGGCUUCUCCCAGACUACAAACUCACCCUGCUGUGCAAGAUGAAUGUGGUCUCUGGAGAGAGCACGAACCCAGGGAUCCAGGUUCCAAGGUGCACAAUGGCAGACGAGCUAGGAGAGCUGUGGGAGAAUCCCAUCUUCACAGACUGCUGCCUGGUGGUAGCUGGCCAGGAAUUCCGGGCUCACAAGGCCAUCUUAGCAGCUCGCUCUCCAGUUUUCAGAGCCAUGUUUGAACAUGGCAUGGAGGAGAGCAGAAAAAUACGCAUUGAGAUCCAUGAUCUGGAGCUGCAAGUCUUCAAGGCAAUGAUGGGAUUCAUUUAUACCGGGGAGGCACCAGACCUCCACAGCAUGGCAGAUGAUGUGCUGGCAGCUGCUGACAAGUAUGGCCUGGUGCGCUUGAAGGUCAUGUGUGAGGAUGCCCUCUGCAAGGACCUCUCCGUGGAGACUGCUGCCCGAACUCUCAUCCUGGCUGACCUCCACAAUGCAGAGCAGCUGAAAACCCAGGCACUGGAUUUCAUUACACAUCAUGCUUCUGAGGUCUCUGAAACUACAACCUGGAAGACAAUGGUGGGCUCAUAUCCCCACUUGUUGGCUGAGGCAUACAGCUCCCUGGCUUCUGCUCACUGCUCUUUACUGGAGACCCCUCCCAAACGCCUCAAGCAAUCUUAGGAGCCUCUCAGCUGUGACCUACAUGUCUAUUCCAAAAAUGUCAGCCAACAUUAUUACAAGGACAUCUGGGUAGACUGCAGGACAUUGCAGACUUUUCAGAGAAUCUGUGGAAAGGCUGCAUGGGGGCUCAGACAGUUAAUACUAAUUCCCUAGAAUCAAGCUGAAUAUAUGUUUUGGGUAGGGAGAGUAACUGGCAUCAAAAAUGGGGGGGAUCCUCACCAGUGCACAUACCUCCCUUACCUGAGUAAGGGAAAAUAUGGUUGAACGAUAUUUUCAUUUUAUCAUGGCGAGCAUUCCACAGUGGUUUGUCCCGUGGGGUUGUGAGGAAUAACAAAAGAAUGGACAAUGUGAUGUUCCCUGCAAAAGACAGCAACUCAAAGUUCUUUCACUUUUUUGAUUAACCUUAUCCCCAGGUAUUUUAUGCUAUUUAUGUCUAUUGUAAUGUGUGAUAUUUCUCUGAUUUCUUUCUCAGCCAUUUUAUCGUCUGUACAUAGUUGGGCUAGUGAUUUUUUGAGUUGAUCUUAUAU